AUGGCCCCAACUAUUAUACAGUGGAUCCUUGAUACUCGGAAUUUGUAUCCAGAAGCCACCGAAACCAAGCAGCUCGAGCAAGUAGCAUCCCGGGCCCUUGCUCUUCUCAACGCCGAUGAGCGCAAGGCCGUACUGAAGUACUACCACGUUCGGGACGCAAAGCUGUCACUGGGCUCGCACCUCCUGAAACGCUACGUCAUCAGUCGUUUCUGCGGUGUUCCCUGGUCCUCGGCCACCGCCGUCCGCGACGAGCGAACCAAACCCGUCUUCCGUGCCGCUGACGGCUCCACCCCGCUGAGUUUCAAUGUGAGCCACCAGGCCGGUCUUGUCGCGCUCAUUGCGGUCCACGGCUAUGACCCGCUCAACGGCCCCGUAGAUGCCGGCGUCGACGUAGUGUGCACCUCGGAGCGCCGGACGAGAGACCACGGGAUGCUUAGAAACGAGGGCUGGCCUCGUUUCGUAGACUUGCAUGCUGACGUUCUAUCGCCAGCUGAGACAAACUUUCUCAAAUGGCAGGUCCUUUCGGCUAUUCCGCCUGGUUUGAAACCAGGAGCGUCGUUAGAGGAUGCCGCAGACUUCAAGCUGCGAUGUUUCUACGCUCUAUGGUGCUUGAGGGAGGCGUACGUUAAGAUGACAGGCGAAGCGCUCCUUGCACCGUGGCUCGCAGAUCUGCAAUUUAAGAAGUUUCGGCCACCGACCCCAGCAGAGAAGUUUGAGGACAUUGGCGAGGCGGUCACAGAUCAUGAAAUUCUCUUCAAGGGUUCCAAGGUUGAUGAUGCGAAUGUAUGUCUGAGAGCACUAGGCCCGGAUUAUAUGACUUGUACAGCAGUGCGGACUCCGCAGCGUAAAGAAGACGGGCUGGCAUUUGAGAUGGGACCAUUUACCAUGCUUUCUUUAGAAGAAGUGCUGAAUUUCGGAGAGUCUCAUUCCAAUUCGGGAUAA
This is a messenger RNA of Colletotrichum truncatum, 942 nucleotides long. RefSeq names its product phosphopantetheinyl transferase. Gene Ontology annotation, molecular function: holo-[acyl-carrier-protein] synthase activity; magnesium ion binding. Lineage: Eukaryota; Fungi; Ascomycota; Sordariomycetes; Glomerellales; Glomerellaceae. The record is from RefSeq and is a predicted model, not a curated record. Gene Ontology annotation, cellular component: cytosol.